This is a messenger RNA of Carassius auratus (goldfish), 4657 nucleotides long. RefSeq names its product neurexin-2. The transcript is spliced from 20 exons. The record is from RefSeq and is a predicted model, not a curated record. Lineage: Eukaryota; Metazoa; Chordata; Actinopteri; Cypriniformes; Cyprinidae. Bases 99 to 4304 code for a protein of 1401 amino acids.
ACCUGACGUUAAACAGCCAAGGAGACUCGUCUCUAGUCGGGAAAGAAGAAUCGGUGGCCACCUUCAAGGGGAACGAGUUCUUCUGUUACGAUCUGUCCAUGACUCCCAUCCAGAGCAGCACGGAUGAGAUCACGCUGUCCUUUCGAACGCUCCAGCGUAACGGCCUGAUGCUUCACACCGGGAAAUCUGCAGACUACGUCAACCUGUCUCUGAAGAGCGGAGCCGUGUGGCUCGUCAUCAACCUGGGCUCCGGCGCCUUCGAGGCGCUCGUGGAACCGGUCAACGGGAAGUUUAACGACAAUGCUUGGCACGAUGUUAAAGUCACGCGAAACCUGCGACAGCACUCAGGCAUUGGACACGCUAUGGUAAACAAACUGCAUUAUAUGGUCACCAUCUCAGUGGACGGCAUCCUGACCACCACUGGAUACACGCAGGAGGACUACACCAUGCUGGGCUCCGACGACUUCUUCUACAUCGGAGGAAGCCCAAACACGGCCGACCUGCCCGGAUCUCCUGUCAGCAACAACUUCAUGGGCUGCCUGAAAGACGUGGUGUACAAGAACAACGACUUCAAGCUGGAGCUGUCUCGUCUGGCCAUCGAGAGCGACCCUAAGAUCAGUCUGCACGGGGACCUGGUGUUCCGCUGCGAGGACGUGGCGGCCCUCGACCCCGUGACCUUCGAGACGGCCGAGUCCUACAUCGCCCUGCCGCGCUGGGACACCAAGAAGACCAGCUCCAUCUCCUUCGACUUCCGCACCACGGAGCCCAGCGGCCUGCUGCUGUUCAGCCACGGCAAACCUCAGAGCCGAGAGCAGCGGCCCGGCCGAGAGAUGAAGACUGACUACUUCGCCAUGGAGCUGCUAGACGGCUUCCUCUACCUGCUGAUGGACAUGGGCUCCGGCAGCAUCAAGCUCAAGACCAGCAACAAGAAGGUGAACGACGGAGAGUGGUGCCACGUGGACUUCCAGAGAGAGGGACGGAGAGGCUCCAUCUCCGUCAACAGCCGCUCCAUCCCCUUCAGCUCUAACGAGGGCAGUGAGAUCCUGGACCUGGACAGUGACAUGUAUCUGGGUGGUUUGCCGGAGAGCGGUCAGGGCCUGAUCCUGCCGCCCGAGGUCUGGACCGCGCUGCUCAACUACGGUUACGUGGGCUGUGUCCGUGACCUGUUCAUCGACGGUAAGAGUCGAGACGUGCGUCGUCUGGCUGAGAUCCAGAGCGCUCCGGGCGUCAGCAGCUUCUGCACGCGUGAGCUCCAGAAGAGGUGCAGCAGCGCCCCCUGUGCCAACGGAGGACAGUGCAAGGAGGGAUGGAACCGCUACAUCUGUGACUGCACUGGCACCGGAUUCCUGGGAGCCAACUGUGAGAUCGAGGCGACGGUGUUGAGCUAUGAUGGCAGCAUGUAUCUGAAGAUCCUGAUUCCCAGCACGCUGCACACAGAGGCCGAGGAUGUGUCUCUGCGCUUCAUGUCCCAGCGAGCGUACGGUCUGCUCAUGGCCACCACCUCCAAAGAGUCAGCUGACACACUGCGACUGGAGCUGGACGGAGGACGGGUCAAACUCACAGUCAACCUCGACUGUAUCAGGAUAGACUGUAACCUCAGUAAAGGUCCAGAGAUCCUGACGGCUGGUCAGAAACUGAAUGAUAACGAGUGGCACUCAGUGAAAGUGGUCCGGCGCGGGAGGAACCUGCAGCUGUCCGUGGAUAAUGUGACUGUGGAAGGUCAGAUGACCGGUGAUCACACACGUCUGGAGUUCCACAACAUCGAGACGGGCAUCAUGACGGAGCGCAGGUUCAUCUCUGUGGUGCCGUCUAACUUCAUCGGGCACCUGCAGGGCCUGACGCUCAACGGCGUGCCGUAUCUGGACCAGUGUAAGAACGGAGACAUCUCGUACUGCGAGCUGAACGCCCGCUUCGGCAUGCGCCACAUCAUCGCCGACCCCGUGACCUUCCGUAACAGAGGCAGUUACCUGGCGCUGGCCACGCUGCAGGCGUACGCCUCCAUGCACCUGUUCUUCCAGUUCAAGACCACCAGCAGCGACGGCCUGCUGCUCUUCAACAGCGGCGACGGCAGCGACUUCAUCGUGGUGGAGCUGGUCAAAGGGUUCGUCCACUAUGUGUUUGACCUGGGGAACGGCCCGUCUCUGAUGAAGGGAAACUCUGAGAAGCCGCUCAAUGACAAUCAGUGGCACAACGUGGUGGUCUCACGCGACACUAACAACGUGCACACGCUGAAGAUCGACUCUCGCACCGUGACACAGCACUCCAACGGAGCCAGGAACCUGGACCUCAAAGGAGAGCUGUAUAUCGGUGGAGUAGCGAGGAGCAUGUACAGCAGUCUGCCGAAGCUGAUCGCGUCUCGGGACGGAUACCAGGGCUGCCUGGCCUCCGUGGACCUGAACGGCCGGCUGCCAGACCUGCUCGCAGACGCCCUCCACAGAGUCGGCCAGGUGGAGCGAGGAUGCGACGGACCCAGCACCACCUGUACGGAGGACUCGUGUCAUCAUCAGGGGGUGUGUCUGCAGCAGUGGGAGGGCUUCUCGUGUGACUGCACCAUGACGUCCUACGGGGGCUCAUACUGCAGCGAUCCUGGGACGACCUACAUCUUCGGCCGCGGAGGGGCCCUCAUCACAUACACCUGGCCCCCGAACGACCGGCCGAGCACGAGGGCAGACCGGCUGGCCGUGGGCUUCAGCACGCAGCUGAAGGAGGCCGUUCUGGUGCGGGUGGAGAGCGCCAAGGGACUCGGAGACUAUCUGGAGCUACACAUAGAGCGCGGGAGGGUCGGCGUGAUCUUUAACGUGGGGACGGACGACAUCGUCAUCGAGGAGAGCGGGGUGAUGGUCAGCGACGGGAAGUAUCAUGUGGUCAGAUUCACACGGAGCGGUGGGAACGCCACACUACAGGUGGACAAUCUGCCUGUGCUGGAGCGCUUCCCUUCAGGGGGCUUUGAUAGUGAACGGCUGGCUAUUGCUAGGCAAAGAAUCCCGUACCGACUCGGUCGGGUAGUUGACGAGUGGCUACUCGACAAAGGUCGGCAGCUGACCAUCUUCAACAGCCAGGCCUUCAUUAAGGUGGGCGGGGGUGAGAAGGGCCGUAACUUCCAGGGUCAGGUCUCAGGGCUGUACUAUAACGGCCUGCAGGUGCUGAAGCUGGCGGCGGAGGGCGAUCCGAACGUUCAGGUGCAGGGGAACCUGCGUCUGGUGGGAGACGUGCCCUCCGUCAUGAGCACCGACACCACCUCCACCACACCCCUCGCAGACAUGUCCACCACCAUCAUGGAGACCACCACCACCAUGGCCACCACCACCACCCGCAGACAGCGCUCACCCACCAUGAGAGACAGCGUCACGCAGAAUACUGACGAUCUCUUAGUAGCGUCAGCAGAAUGUCCGAGUGAUGAUGAAGAUCUCGAGGAGUGUGAGCCUGGAAACGGAGGUGAACUAGUGUUGCCAAUUAUAACUGUGGAUUCCCUUGACCCCCCAUCAAUUGUGACACAUUACCCCGUUAUUCCCCCGCCCCCGACCUAUCGCCCCUUCCUCACUUUGCUCGAGACCACCAAAGAUUCUCUCCCCUUGCCCGGCCGGCCCCCCUGUCCGCUGGACCAGGAGGACUGUGAAGAGCCCAUGGAGGUCUCGGCCUAUGGCUCGGGCGAGAUGACGGAGUCCGAUGAUGAGGAUUAUUAUAAAAACUCCCCCCUUGUCACUGACCGGACUGUACUCCCCCCUCCCCCUGCAGCCGGGGACCCCCGAGGCGACCGGCCAAUCGCACAUAAUCCCAAGUCCCAUCGCCCUCCGCUCCCGUUCGCCCCCACGGCGCCCCCGGUGCCCCGGCUCAAACCCGGCAUCAACAGUGGCCCCAACAUCCCCGCGGGUAAAAUGAACACCCGCGACCAGGUGCUGCUGCCGCCCGUACAGCCGUCGGGCGACCCGGAAUAUGGCGGGCGGCACCGGCAUGUCCCAGGUAUAACGUAUCCUCCCAAUUUUCCCCAUGUGCCCACUACAGACCCCUCAUCACCAGACCGAGGGCCUCCAGGAGCAGUGGAGGUGAUCCGAGAGUCCAGUAGCACGACGGGCAUGGUGGUGGGCAUUGUGGCUGCAGCCGCUCUCUGUAUCCUCAUCCUACUCUAUGCCAUGUACAAGUAUCGCAACCGCGAUGAAGGCUCCUACCAGGUGGACCAGAGUCGCAACUACAUCAGCAACUCGGCCACGCAAAGCAACGGAGCCCUGGUGAAGGAGAAGCAACCCGGUGCAGCCAAGAUGGGCACAAAGAGCAAGAAGAACAAAGACAAGGAGUAUUACGUCUGAGCUCGGCCUCCAGAGGGACCGAGGCGGAAGCGAGGGGGAGAAGGAGAGAGAUAGGAUGAGGAAUGGAAAGGGAGGUCCGAGUAUUUAUUGCAGUUUACCAGUCACAUUUAGAGCUCUGACAUCAGUCUUCUUUAAUUUCCAAUCUAGCUGUAGGUUUCAUUUCCAGUAAGAGAGUAUAUGAGUUCGAAAGCACAUAGGAUUCAGAAUCACCCCCUCCCUCAUUUCCAUUUUUGAUAACUAAUCCCUAUUACCAAAAUAAAAAUUCCCUCACUUGUAAUUUAACACUCUAGUUUGUACUUUGUUAAUACUAGUCCUCAAUAUUCAGAAAAUCUCAUAAUCUGAUGUCAAAACAC